UAGUAAUGUUUAAAAAUCACACAUAAAAUUUUGCCUUUCAUUUAUUUAAUGAUGAAAAUCAAAUACUUUCUACAUCGAUUUGUCAAAUUUGGUGCUGUAAUUUUUCUUAUAAAGGUUUUUCAACUCAUUUUGAAUCGUGCAGAGCUAGUUGCGCAACAUAACGGCCAGCUCGCUCGAACUCCGCUAGCAAAAUUCCAGGUCUUCCAGGCCGAAGAAAUUGUGGACGACGUUUUCGGCUUAGAGCCAGUGCCGGAUAUUUGCCGCGAAUUCUUUCCUGAUUACUUCAACAACUUCGAUCUGUUUAGACUGUCGAAAGACACUAUCAACCAUUCUCAUCACUUUGACGAAAGGGGAAUGCCCUUUGGCCUGACCAACUUGACCUUUGACACAAUGUUGGAAGUGUUGUCGGAAGUGGACAGUGCCCCUCUGCCAAAACUGUCCGCAAACGCCACCUGUGUAGUGGUCGGCUCAUCCGGCAUUCUAUCCAGGAAAAACGUGUCAUCCCUCAUCGACAAUUACGACUACGUUUUCCGCUUCAACAACGCGCCCGUGUACUCACACCGACACGCAGUCGGGUCCAAGAUCAGUUUCUACACGACUUACUUUUCCACCAUACGAGACGCCAUCCGAAACGGACGCAAAGACCAGGCGGAUCAAGUUCUCUACAUAUUCACGUACCCCAAAGAAUUCUUAGCUCCCCUUUACUACAUAAAUCCAAAGAAAUACAACAAAAUGAAGGCCAAAUAUUUCUCUGGAAUUCAGAAGUCUGUCUAUAAAGACCCACCCACUGGAAGAAUUUAUCGAGAUAUGAAGUUAUUUUACCAAAAUAGCAACAUAACUUUCCUUUCACCUCUUCUGGGCUCUCAAAUCAGGAAUCAUUUGUUGAAAAAUGAGAGAAUUCGGGCAACAAGUGGGCUAAUUGGUCUGGUUAUGGCGAUAUCUCUGUGUCCCAAUCCACCAGACAUUGCCGGGUUUUCACUCGGAAACAGCGACUUGUACCCUUAUCAUUACUACUCGGCUUUUAAGAAGUCGUAUCUGACGAAAGUCCACAACGCUAGUUCAGAAACUGCAGUGAUUAAACGCAUGUUUGGAUGUAGAUUGUUGGGUAAUGAUCUAACGAACGGAAUUUUGAAUAUUUUGUAA
Symsagittifera roscoffensis is the source of this 1143-nucleotide messenger RNA. RefSeq names its product CMP-N-acetylneuraminate-beta-1,4-galactoside alpha-2,3-sialyltransferase-like. Lineage: Eukaryota; Metazoa; Xenacoelomorpha; Acoela; Convolutidae. The record is from RefSeq and is a predicted model, not a curated record. Gene Ontology annotation, molecular function: sialyltransferase activity. Bases 49 to 1143 code for a protein of 364 amino acids. The transcript is spliced from 4 exons.